AUGGAGUUGAAGAACAGAGCUCUCUACUGUACCUUCUGUACAGUUCUUGCUGUUUUAUUGAAUUGUCCUGCGGUGUUUGCAGGUGAUAUAGUUCACCAAGAUGAUAUCGCUCCAGCAAGACCUGGUUGCAAUAACAACUUUGUGCUGGUUAAAAUACCAAUUUGGCUAAAUGGUAAAGAAGUAAUGGAGUUUGUCGGUGUCGGUGCUCGGUUUGGUCCCACCUUGGAAGCAAAAGAGAAACGCGCCAACCAGUCUAGAGUUGCUCUCGCAGAUCCUCCUGAUUGUUGUACAAAACCCCGGAAUAAGCUCACAGGUGAGGUUAUCUUGGUUCAUCGGGGUAAUUGCAGUUUCACUACCAAAGCAAAUGUAGCAGAAGCUGCUGGUGCUUCAGCAAUACUUAUUGUGAACAACCGCACAGAACUAUUCAAGAUGGUUUGUGAAGCCAACAAAACUGAUGUGGACAUUAAGAUACCUGCUGUCAUGAUCCCACAAGAUGCUGGCGCUAGCUUGGUACAAAGUAUCAGGAAUGACUCUCACGUUUCUGUUCAACUGUACUCUCCACGACGACCAGCAGUGGAUGUUGCUGAGGUUUUUCUAUGGCUAAUGGCUGUUGGUACCAUUUUAUGCGCAUCUUAUUGGUCUGCAUCCACUGCAAGAGAAGCAGCUAUUGAGCAGGACAAGUUCUUAAAGGAUAUUUCCGAUGAGUAUCUCAGCAAGGAAAACAAUCGCUCUAGUGGUUUUGUGGACAUCAACACGACAUCAGCAAUUUUCUUUGUUGUGAUUGCUUCCUGUUUCUUGGUUAUGCUCUACAAAUUGAUGUCUUACUGGUUCAUUGAGGUUCUGGUGGUUCUAUUUUGCAUCGGUGGUAUAGAGGGUCUACAAACUUGUUUGGUGGCGCUAUUAUCAUGUUUCAGAUGGUUUGAACCUGCUGCAGAGUCAUUUGUUAAAGUACCUUUCCUGGGAGCUGUAUCAUAUUUGACACUUGCCGUUUCUCCUUUCUGCAUAGCAUUUGCUGUAGUGUGGGCAGUUUUCCGCCGUGUCUCCGUCGCUUGGAUUGGCCAAGAUAUCCUUGGAAUCGCGUUGAUAAUCACAGUUCUUCAAGUCGUACGAGUUCCCAAUCUCAAGGUGGGAACUGUUCUACUCAGUUGUGCGUUCUUGUACGACAUUUUUUGGGUGUUUGUUUCCAAAUGGCUGUUCAAAGUGAGCGUGAUGAUAGUGGUAGCUCGUGGUGAUAAAAGUGGCGAAGACGGCAUUCCCAUGCUACUCAAGAUCCCUCGAAUGUUUGAUCCUUGGGGCGGAUACAGCAUCAUUGGAUUUGGCGAUAUCAUUUUGCCAGGACUACUAGUGGCCUUUUCCCUAAGAUACGAUUGGCUGUCUAAANAUUGGCUGUCUAAAAAAAGUCUACGAGAUGGAUACUUUCUAUGGGCAAUGAUUGCUUAUGGCUCAGGUCUUCUUGUUACAUAUGUGGCUUUGAACAUGAUGGACGGACAUGGCCAACCAGCUUUGCUUUACAUCGUACCUUUCACACUAGGCACAUUUAUAACAUUGGGGAAGAAGAAAGGUGACUUGAAGCAUUUAUGGACCCAAGGAGAACCCGAUAGACCUUGCCCACAUGUCCAACUUAAACCCUCCGAAGAAUGA
Fraxinus pennsylvanica is the source of this 1641-nucleotide messenger RNA. Lineage: Eukaryota; Viridiplantae; Streptophyta; Magnoliopsida; Lamiales; Oleaceae. The record is from the annotation of a GenBank genome assembly.